Cyclocybe aegerita is the source of this 1842-nucleotide messenger RNA. NCBI's taxonomy places the organism in Eukaryota, Fungi, Basidiomycota, Agaricomycetes, Agaricales, Hemipholiotaceae. The record is from the annotation of a GenBank genome assembly.
AUGGACGCCUCUCUUGCGAGUAACUUGGUGCAUAGAGCAGCCACCGCCGCCCCGGCCAACGUCGACAAAGUUCUUCGCGUCGCACGCUCUUGGGCCUACCCAAAGCAGGUCCUCUACCUCCUCGCUUCUUUCAUCUCCCUCGUCGUCCUAUGCAACCGCCUCUCCUUUGCUUACCAGUACCUCACCCGCAAACGUACCUACCGCCAAUGCAAGCCAACGGACUGGUGGACAAUACCGAUCGGCAGGUGGUACACGCUCAACCUCACCGAGGUGGGUCUUACGGCUGCGUAUGUCGGCAUACUGCUCUCGUGGACCUUCGUCAACACCACCAGCGCAACCGGCAUCCCCGUCGAGGUGCAUUAUUAUAGCAACCGCGCUGGGACGAUCGCCGCCUCCCAGCUGCCGCUCAUGGCCGCCCUUGGGAUGAGAAACAAUCUCAUUUCGUGGUUUACGGGCAUCGGUUUUGACAAGUUGAACUUCCUCCACCGGAUGGCCGCCCGGUCUCUCUGCCUCAUACUCUGGAUCCACGCUAGUGGACGGCUUACCCUCGGCCUCCACGAUGACGAAGUCAUAACGAACGCCUGGAUUCGUAGCGGCGUCCUCGCCAUCACCUCGCUCACACUUCUCUGCUUCUUGACCCUCCGCCCCAUCCGCGAGCGCAGCUAUCAGGUGUUCCUGGGUGUGCAUUUCGUGCUUGCCUUCGUCUGCAUAGUCGCCAUAUUCUUCCACCUCCGAGGAAGACAACUAACUCACUACGGGGCAUGGCCCACUAUGAUUGUCUGGGGGCUCGACCGCUUCCUACGCAUCGUGCGCACCAUAGCACAUAACUUCGGGUACUUCAUGCCCACCAAAACUUCAUCCAAAAGCUCAGACCUAGACGCAUCAGUUGAAGUGCUUUCGCCACACUUCCUCCGCCUAACCUUGCACCGGCCGAGAUCGUUCAGGUGGCGGGCAGGGCAGAGUGCCUACCUCUCCUUCCCCUCCGUGUCGACGUUCCCACUCGAGGCGCACCCGUUUACGAUCGCGUCUAUUCCUGAUAUGGAGGAAGGUUUGGGCGCGAGUCUGGAUAACGAGAAAGGGAAAGACGAGCCUGAGAAUAGGGGAAAGAAAGAGAGGGAGCUCGUCUUCUUCGUGCGCGUGCGCCAGGGCUUCACUUCACACUUGCUCGAUUCUGUGCAGCCGGACAAAAGGCACAAGGUGUUCGUGAAUGGGCCAUACAGCUCUCCGCCCGUUCUGGUGGGGUAUAAUACGGUUAUUUUGAUCGCUGGCGGUUCUGGCAUCGCGUUUACCUUGCCGCUCUUCCUUGACCUUCUCUCCCGAGUCAAACGCAACGACGUCAGCUGCCAACGCGUCGUCUUCCUCUGGGCGAUCCGAGACGCAGAACACAUCCAAUGGAUCGCUUCAACCCUCGCCUCCACUCUCUCCUCCAUCCCAUCCAAUCUCGGCCUGUCCAUCUCAAUGAAAUUCUAUGCGACAGGGUCAAGUGCUCUCUCCUCUGAUAGCGCGUCCGCGUCCGCGUCCUCCCUUGCCGACGACGACCUAGAGAAGGCCACUCCGAGCACUGAGUCCGGUUCAGCUUCCGCGACUCCCAAGUUGAAGGAAGGAACAGGAAUUGGGGCCAUCCUCGAGCUGCCGUAUGUCCUCCUCGAGCGUGGCCGGCCGGAUCUGCGGAAAUUUAUACGGGAUGAGAUUGCGGGGUCGGUGGGAAGGGUUUCUGUAAACGUAUGUGGCACCUACGCCCUCACAGACUCCGUACGCGAGGCGAUCCGUGUCCCGCGCCUGAUGGAUAUCUUGAGAGGAGGGCCGACGGUGACGCUCCACGUCGAAUCUUUUGGUGGAUGA